AUGCCAGCAUUCAACAGCGAAGUCCUGAACGACGUCAAAGCGGCCUGUGAAGCCACGGCCGUGGAAGCUGCCGACGCGUUUUCGCGUGCCUUCGACCAGAAGAUCUUACUUUCCCUCGGCGACGGCAGUUCCUUUGAAGCAGACGCCGAUCUCGCUGAUUGGCAGUCAGCUGGUCUCGCGAUUGUGCUCAACGUCGAAUCCGAAGCCGCGUUGGUGCUUAUUUCGGAAGAGAGCGGACUACUCCCCGAUUGGUACACCGAACCCGAUCCGACCGGCGAAAGCAAGCUGGCUACGCUCGGCCAGGAACUCGGCAUGACCCUUCUGCCGGAAGAGUUCAUGGCGAUGGAGUUCCAAGUGCAAGCGGUCGAAAGUCUCGCCAAUGCUUGCCGCAACGGUGCUCCCGGCGAUGCCCCUGCCAAGCUCCGGCUUCAACUUGAAGUCGGCGGCAAAUCGCGUGAGGCAUUGAUGGUUUGGCCGCUGACAUCGCCCGGCAAUGUGUUUGCCGCCGAUGCCGCGGAACCAGAGCCGUCCGCUGCCGAACCUGCCGCUCCGGCAGCUUCCACGCCGCAAGCGACUUCAUCGGCCGGCACUUCGCCAACAUCUUCGCGCAUUAACAACUUCAACGAGCUUCCCAGCUUCAGCCGCAGUCUUCUGCAUAUUGAAGUUCCGAUUCGCGUGAUCCUGGCCGCGAAGAAGAUGAAAGUCAACGACAUCGUCAACAUGGGUGUCGGAACGAUCAUUCAGUUCGACAAAUCAUGCGAAGACACGCUCGACGUGGAGAUCGGUCGCCAGAAGAUCGCCGAAGGGGAAGCGGUCAAGAUUGGUGACAAGUUCGGUGUCCGCGUUACCAGCAUGACGAUGCCGGAAGAACGGUACAUUGAAAUUCUCCGCGAAGCCGGUGUGGCUGAGCGCGAUAAAGCUAACGUUACACGUUCGGCGCAACCGAUUCACAUGAGAGUGAGUCGAUGCGUCGUUAACGCGGAAUGGGCGUUUCGUAUUUUCAGCGAACGCCUACAAGAUCUAGCAGUGCGUGCUUCGUGGCGCAGCGACGGACAAUACCGACCCAUUCCGCAAAUCGACCUCGUCUUGCUCGGCGACGUGUUCGAUAUCAUGCGAUCCUCUCGCUGGCUGAUCGACGGCCCCAAGCCAUGGCAUGUGCCCGACAGCGAAGAAUUCGCCCAACGUGUCGGCUCGAUCGUAUCGAGCAUCCUCGCACGCAAUUUGGAAACGGCGGCUAUCUUCAAAGGACUCGCGUCGCGGCAAACGAUUCGCGUUCCAGGCAUGACCUCGGACGGCAAGCCAGCAUUCGACGAUGACUUGCAGCCGGUUCCUGUUCGCAUUCAUUACAUGGUCGGCAACGCCGAUUGGCCGCUUCAUGUCCCUGGCGAAGCGAUGAGUAAAGUGCGCGGCACAAUCAUCGAAGCCUUAGGCUUGAACAAUGCCCCAGGUCUUCCUUUCGCACACGAACCUGUCGAAGACUCGCAGUUGCAUGCCGCGCUUCGUCAGCAUCGAAUGUUCGCGCGGCACGGCGAC
This is a messenger RNA of Symbiodinium sp. CCMP2456, 1533 nucleotides long. The record is from the annotation of a GenBank genome assembly. Lineage: Eukaryota; Dinophyceae; Suessiales; Symbiodiniaceae.